CGAACAAAUAUGGGCCGAAGAAAAGCCCAGACUACGUGGAAUGCUCACCUCCGCGAAUGCUAACUGUCUGUAAACCGCCACGAACAAAUCCCACCUCCGAUCACAAUUCCCGGCAAAAACAAAAAAUCGAGGGACCUCGAAAUGAAUGCGCAUCUGAUUAACCUUGCCGGACGCCUUAUUUUUCCGAUGUCGAAGGCGUAUUCCAGGCAUCCAUCAGUAGCCGCCUUCUCCACGUCGGGAGCCGCCUCGUCCGCUCCCAAGCAUUGGAACGGCGGCGUUUCGAUGGUCCAAGGAGCUUCCAGAGGCAUCGGCCUUGAAUUUGUUAAGCAAUUGUUAGAGGGAAAUGAUGAAGGGCGUGUAGUUGCAACAUGCCGGAACCCUAAUGGAGCAGCCGGACUUCUGGAUUUAAAAGACAAGUUCUCCGAUCGCCUCGAUAUUCAUCCCUUGGACCUUACAAUUGAAAGUAGUAUAGAGGCUUCUGCAAAUGCAGUUAGAGACAAAUACGGCUCCCUAAACCUUCUUAUUAAUGCAUCUGGCAUUCUUUCAAUACCAAACGUUCUGUUUCCAGAAACUACACUGACCAAAGUUCAGAGGUCAUCAUUGCUUCUCGCUUAUGAUAUCAACGCUGUUGGUCCUAUCUUGGUUAUCAAGCACAUGUGGCCUUUACUGAAGGCAGGAGGCGGGUGUGGAACUGGGAGGGAUUUUGCUAUCGUUGCCAACUUAAGUGCAAGGGUGGGAUCAAUUGAAGACAAUGCUUUAGGAGGGUGGCACUCGUAUCGGUCUUCAAAGGCUGCUCUAAAUCAGUUGACAAAGACUAUAGCAGUGGAAUUUGCACGCAAAAGAGAUCCAAUCAUAUGCCUUCUUCUGCACCCUGGCACGGUGGAUACGGAUCUUUCAAAACCUUUUCAGAAAAAUGUCCCCAAAGAGAAGCUAUUUACGAAGGAAUUUUCUGUUCAAAACCUUCUUGGCAUCAUCAACAAUGCGAAGCAGAGCGAUAACGGCAAAUUCUUUGCCUGGGAUGGCCAGCCAAUUCCUUGGUGAUGUGGUUGCCUUUCAGCACAAGCUUUCCAGGUUUGUUUAUAAAUUGUGACUUUCAGCUUCUCAGUUUUCCGCUGCAGCCUAAAUGUGUGUGUUUGUGAAGUUGUUGACCAUGUAAUGGAUGAUGAACUUUGCCAAAAGAGGGGGGUUAUUGUUUGUAUUCUUUGAGAUCUAAUGCUGCGUGUUGGACGGUUGUUCCUUAUCGCGUGUUUUCCAGUGAUACUCCGUGCUUUUUUUCGGAGGGGGUGAGUUUUCUCAUUUACUUUUUUACGAAGUGUGUGAUUGGAAUUAAUUCGGAAGAAAGAGAAACAAAAACAAUUGAGAAUUAUAUUUUGGGAUGAAAUCAUGAGUAUUUAGAGUCAAGAUAUCUUUGAAAUCUUUAU
Cuscuta campestris is the source of this 1421-nucleotide messenger RNA. NCBI's taxonomy places the organism in Eukaryota, Viridiplantae, Streptophyta, Magnoliopsida, Solanales, Convolvulaceae. The record is from the annotation of a GenBank genome assembly.